Tupaia belangeri chinensis (Chinese tree shrew) is the source of this 3687-nucleotide messenger RNA. RefSeq names its product lipase G, endothelial type (gene LIPG). NCBI's taxonomy places the organism in Eukaryota, Metazoa, Chordata, Mammalia, Scandentia, Tupaiidae. Gene Ontology annotation, biological process: lipid catabolic process. The record is from RefSeq and is a predicted model, not a curated record. Gene Ontology annotation, molecular function: protein binding; lipoprotein lipase activity. Bases 272 to 1774 code for a protein of 500 amino acids. The transcript is spliced from 10 exons.
GCCCUCGCUUCCCUGCGGCUCCGGCUGAGGGCGGAUCUGGUUCGGGUGCACGCUUUCCACUGACCUUCCCACCGCUCUGCGGCUCAGGGCAGCCAGCUUUUCAUUUUCCACCCUCUCUUCCUGCAGCUGUCCAGCACAUCACCCUCUGGUGGACAGAAGUCUGCCCACCUCGGGUCUUACCGGCUCGGACUGCUGGAAACACCAACAAGUGGUGUUUUUUUGUUUUGUUUUGUUUUGAAAUCCCUGCUUGGGGAGGGCGUAGCGGGGAAGGAUGAGAAACUCGGUCCCUCUGCUCUGUUGCUGGAGCGUCUAUUGUUGCUUGGCCGCGGGAAGCCCCGCACCCCUCAGUCCAAAGGGACGGCUGGAAGAUAAAUUCCACAAAUCCAGGGAUCUCCAGGCUGUGGCCAAACCCUCUGUGAACUUUAAUCUCCGCACAUCUAAGGACCAGGAGCAUGAAGGAUGCUACCUCUCCCUUGACCAUAGCCAGUCCUUAGAAGACUGUGGCUUCAACUUGACAGCCAAAACCUUUUUCAUCAUCCAUGGAUGGACGAUGAGUGGCAUGUUUGAAAAUUGGCUGUACAAACUCGUGUCAGCCUUGCAGGAAAGGGAGAAAGACGCCAACGUGGUGGUGGUCGACUGGCUCCCCCUGGCUCACCUGCUUUACACAGACGCCGUCAAUAACUCAAAGAUGGUGGGACACAGUCUUGCAAGGAUGCUGGACUGGCUACAGGAGAAGGAGGAUUUUUCUCUUCAGAACGUUCACUUGAUCGGCUACAGCCUUGGAGCACACGUGGCUGGGUACGCUGGCAACUUUGUGAAAGGAACCGUGGGCCGAAUCACAGGUUUGGAUCCUGCUGGGCCUAUGUUUGAAGGGGCGGACAUCCACGGGAGGCUAUCCCCUGACGAUGCAGACUUUGUGGAUGUCCUCCACACCUACACGCGCUCCUUUGGCUUGAGCAUUGGAAUUCAGAUGCCUGUGGGUCACAUUGACAUCUACCCCAAUGGGGGUGACUUCCAGCCGGGCUGUGGAUUCAAUGAUGUCUUGGGAUCAAUUGCAUAUGGAACAAUCACAGAGGUAAUGAGGUGUGAACAUGAGCGAGCUGUGCACCUCUUUGUCGACUCCCUGGUGAAUCAGGACAAGCCAAGCUUUGCCUUCCAGUGCACCGACUCCAACCGCUUCAAAAAGGGGAUCUGUCUUAGCUGCCGGAAGAACCGUUGUAAUAGCAUUGGUUAUAAUGCCAAGAAAAUGAGGAACAAGAGGAACAGCAAAAUGUACCUAAAAACCAGGGCAGGCAUGCCUUUCAAAGUUUACCAUUAUCAAAUGAAAAUUCACAUCUUCAGUUAUAAGAAUACAGGAGAAAUAGAGCCCACCUUUUAUGUCACCCUUUAUGGCACUAAUGCAGAUUCCCAGAUCCUGCCUUUGGAAAUAGUGGAACGGAUUGGGCUGAACACCACCAACACCUUCCUGGUCUACACUGAGGAAGACUUGGGAGACCUCUUGAAGAUCAAACUCACCUGGGAGGGGAUAUCUCAGUCUUGGUACAACCUGUGGAAGGAGUUUCGCAGCUACUUGUCUCAACCUCACAGCCCCAAGCGGGAACUGAAUAUCAGGCGCAUCCGGGUCAAGUCUGGGGAAACCCAGAGGAAAUUGACAUUUUGUGCAGAAGACCCUGAGAACACCAGCAUAUCCCCUGGCCAAGAGCUCUGGUUUUAUAAGUGCCAAGAUGGCUGGAGAAUGAAAAAUGAAACCAGCCCUGCUGCAGAGCUCCCCUGAAGGUGUCCUUGUCCGCCAGGACCCUCUCCUGCCAUCCAGGCACAUGGAGGAAAGUUACUGCUGAGGACUCACCAAUGGCCUCUCUUGACCUUAGCCCAUGAGCACCGGGAAGAAUUUGCUUGCUGGGCCCAGACCUUGUCUCCUGUGAUACUGGGACUUCUCCCCAAGAGGAUCAUGCACUGCCAUAGCUCCUUCUUGCUGCUCUAGAAUAACUCACUCCACACCUCUGUUGAUGCGUCUGAGACCACCAACUCUGUGUUCGUGCUGAUGCCUAGGCCUCUCAUGCACCAGGUUGGUUUGUUGGUUGCUGAGUGAGCUAGCACUUUGCUUGACAAGGAAAGCUGGCUCUGAGGUGGCUCUGUGCAGGCUAUUGUUGGCUUGACCUGAGCCUAGCGAGAAUUCUUUCCACUGGAGGCUGACUCAUGUCAGGUUGGCCUUUUACCCUGUUCACCCAGGGAGGAGAUAGCAGAUCCAGGCUGGAACAGAGACCCUGACUGCUGGAGUUCUCAUGAGCUGCACUGAGCAAUACUGGUUACAUUCUUGACAUUCUGUCCUGCUCCCCAACUCACUCAGAAGCACAUGUCAUUGGGUUUCUUAUCUUUCCAUUGUUCCUUUUUUUGAUUGAACAGGUGUUUCAUUGGGCAUUUAAGAUUAAUGAACACAUGGCAGUAGGCAGAUUACUAAACCUCUCCAUUUGGAACUUAAUGGGGUUGAGAUUCCUAGGGUCCCUUCCAGUUUAGAUGGUCCAUAGGCAAACAUGGGAAAGACAUGAAGGAUUUGGGAGGGGUACAGGAUGUGAUUCCAGGAACCCUGAGGCUUUAAGUGGUUUCUACAUAUUUUCCCCCAGCUAACAUGCCUUUUCCUACAAGAGUCACAUGUUUGAUCACUCACGGAAUAGUGAGAAAAGCAUCAUACUUGCCGAGGCUUGAAUUGUGGGCAGUUAUGUGAUUAUUUGGGAGCAAAAGUUCUUCUCUUUAGGAAGAUAGAAAGCAUUACAUAUGUUAUACAUAUCUGUCUAUACAGGAACCAGCUCCUGUCCAACUGAGCUGGCUUGAAGAUUUAAUGCGGUGCUUUUUCCUCCUUGAAAUACCUUGCUUCCAUAUCAGUACCUUUUCUGUGUUGAACUUUUGGGAAAAGCCUUUAAUUUUUAAUCUUGAUUUCAAUGAACAGACAUAAUAUCUGAGAAACCAUUUUGCACUUUUUAAGACUUGCAUUUGCAUCACUUAAUUGGAGUGAGGUGAGUAGGGCAGCUAUUAUUAUCCCAAUUACAAAACUGAGGCUUAGUGAGGGUCAGCCAUGUGCCUUAAACUAUAUACCAAGUGGAGGGUGGAGCCAGGCCGAGGACCCAGAUUUCCUGGAGACAAAAUCCAUGGUACACUCAUCUCUGGCAUGACAUAAUGUUUAUAGCCAUUUCCCAUCAAUAUGCCCCUGAUAUAGCAAAAGGAAUUUUUUUCAAUGUCAUACAUAACAUCACAAACCCUGCUAUUCGUAUAUAAUCAGGAGAACACCUGUGCAAAGGGGUGGACUUGUUAUGGGUUAGCUUUGGGAGAUAAUUUCAAAUGGCAAGGGUAGGAGAGAGAGUGAUUUUUUUUUUUUUUUUGUGCUUAGGUUUCUAAAGGACAUUGUUUUAACCUAUAUUGUGCCAAAGUUGUAUCACUGUUUAAUACCAAACUUCUGAAGACAUAAUCAGUCUAGUGUUAAUUCAAAGUAGGUUCUCAAUCCGAUUGUGUGCUUCUGUUGCUUCUGUGAUUGCUUUCUAGCCAAAGUGAAGCUUUUAUUACUGGCUGUACAUCCCGGUUACUUCUGACUACUGGCUUUGUAAUGGAAGCUUUGGGAAUGGAAUCCUCAGUGGGUCAUGUAUUUAUACAUUUGUCUUGAAGCCUUAUUUGUAUAUAAUGAUACCUUUUUUUUUU